This is a messenger RNA of Salvia hispanica, 3860 nucleotides long. RefSeq lists its product as uncharacterized. The record is from RefSeq and is a predicted model, not a curated record. Gene Ontology annotation, molecular function: protein binding. NCBI's taxonomy places the organism in Eukaryota, Viridiplantae, Streptophyta, Magnoliopsida, Lamiales, Lamiaceae.
UAUGAAGGGAGUGAGAUUUUAGAAAUAGAGCGAUAGUAUUACUAUUAACAAUCCGAAUAAAAUGUUCCUGUGAUUCAGUCCAGAUCGAAAGUAAACUCAGUUGAAUCCAAUGGAGGAAUUCCCGGAGGAGCUUCGUACGCCGCCGGUAGCUCUUUCCUGCCUCAUCGGCUGCCCCGACGUCCAUCCCCUUAUUACUGCGCACCUCCACUCCCAGCAGCCCCCAAUCAAUGCCAUCGCAUUGCCCGAUUUCUCUAACAUCUCUAUCAUCCCUCCGAAGAAGCCCUCCAGAGACACUUCAGAUCCCCCAGCCGGCAUCAUAAAGCGCGAUUGGUUCUCCAAGCAUCGCACCAGGAUUCCCGCCGUCGUCGCUGCCAUUUUUUCCUCGCGCGAUGUCUCCGGCGAUCCCGCUCAGUGGCAACAACUUUGCUCCGACCUUGACAGACUCAAGGCGUCGAUCCGUGGCAGGAACAUCAAAUUGGUGGUUCUGGUUGUCACUAAGUGGAAUGAUAAAGAUAACACAAGUGAAGAACGUAUACUUGCCUUGAGAAAACGCGCAGAAAUAGAUUCAAAAAAUCUGAUCAUUUUUGUACCGGAUCAUGAACCAGAGCUUCAACAAUGUCUUAGCAGGCUUUGGACUGUGUUGGGAGAACUGGCUAACGCAUAUUAUAGGGACGAAGGUCGAAGAGUAAGAUCACGCCUUGAAAAGAAAAAUUACACCUCAAUGGAGCUAAAUGUUCGGUACUGUUUCAAGGUUGCUAUAUAUGCAGAAUUUAGAAGGGACUGGCUCGAAGCUCUCAAGUUAUAUGAGGAUGCAUAUCAUGCAUUGCGGGAGAUGGUUGGAACAUCAACUAGAAUGCCUCCAAUCCAACGCCUGGUUGAGAUCAAGGCAGUUGCCGAACAACUGCAUUUUAAAAUGUCAACGAUAUUGCUGCAUGGCGGAAAAGUUCUUGAAGCAAUUACAUGGUUCCGUCAGCACACUGCUAAUUAUAGAAAACUUGUAGGAGCACCAGAAGUUAUAUUUCUUCAUUGGGAAUGGUUAAGCAGACAGUACAUGGUAUUUGCUCAACUGUUGGAGACAAGCUCACCCAAUGCUCUGCUUGUUCCAAGUACGGCCUCUGUUGCGGAAGAAAAACCAACGGAAUGGGAAUUCCAUCCAGCUUACUACUAUCAGUUGGCAGCUAGUUACCUCAAGGAAAAGAAUACAUGUCUGGAAUUUGCACUAUCUAUGUCCAUAGAUGUUGGUGCAUUUGAUGGCAGUGCAGAGUCUGUUGUGGCUUCUGCGUAUCUUGGGCAGUAUUCCAGGUUGCUUGAGCAUGAAGAUGCCUUCAUAAUGCAGCCUUUGACGGAUAUGGAAUAUUCCCAUUAUGCACUUGCAGAAGGGAAACGAUUCAAGGAUUCCUUUGAAAUCAUUGCCCUCCUAAAGAAAUCGUUUGAAGCAUACAGUAGCUCAAAAGCUGAAAGAACAGCUGCCUAUUGUGGACUGCAGAUGGCUAGAGAAUACUUUUCCCUAAAUGACUUCAGUAAUGCCAAGCAAAUCUUUGACAGUGUAGCAAAUCUUUACCGACGUGAAGGCUGGCUAUUGUCAUUGUGGGAAGUCUUGGGGUACUUACGAGAGUGCUCAAAGGGUAUGAGUUCAGCCAAAGACUUCAUAGAAUAUUCACUUGAAAUGGCUUCUUUGCCUGAAACAACCGGUUCUUCGGAGUCGUUCUCUAAGGACUGUGGUCCAGCAGGGCCUGCAACUCCUUCACAGAGAGAAAAGAUACACAAGGAAGCAUUUGAGGUUGCCAGAGGUGAGUCAGAACUUAAUUCCGACGAACAGAACAGUGCUAUUAAAGUAAAAAGUGAUCAUCCCAUUUAUCUUGAGAUUGAUCUUAUUAGUCCAUUAAGGGUGACUCUCCUAGCUCUAGUUGCCUUUCAUCAGCCAAUGGUUAAGCCUGGUGGUCAAUCUCUCAUCACUAUAUCACUUCGAUCCCAAUUGCCGAUAAAUGUUGAGAUUGAUCAGUUGGAGGUGCAAUUCAAUCAAUCAGAGUGUAAUUUUGUUAUUACAAAUGGUCAGAAGCCACAGAUAAGUUCAAUCGACAUUGUACAACCGGGUCACAGGGUUGAGACAGCUCCUGAUCUGGUGCUUGCAACAAACAAAUGGUUACGACUGACUUAUGAUAUAAAAUCUGAUCUGAGUGGAAAACUUGAAUGCAUACAUGUAAUUGCUAGAAUAGGACCAAACUUCACAAUAUGCUGCAGAGCUGAAAGUCCUGCAUUGAUGAAUGAUUCACCACUUUGGAAAUUUGAGAACCGGCUGGAAACUAUUCCCAUCAAGGAUCCAGGUCUGGCAUUAUCUGGACAGAAGGCUAUACAAGUUGAAGAACCAGAGCCACAAGUGGAUUUGAUUUUAGAUUCGUCUGGCCCUGCAUUGGUUGGAGAAAGCUUUAUUUUACCCGUGAGAGUUGCCUCCAGAGGACAUGCAGUGCAUUCAGGUGAAUUAAAAAUUAAUCUUGUAGAUACAAGAGGUGGUGGUCUUCUUAGUCCAAGGGGAGAAGAAUCGUUCUCAUCUGACAAUAUCCAUGUUGAGCUUGUUGAUAUCUCCUGUGAUGCACCUCAAGAUAAGUCUGGAGCUCCUUCCGACAAAAUUCAGAAAAUUCAGCCAUCUUUUGGAUUAAUAUCUGUCCCAUCCUUGGAUAUGGGGGAGUCAUGGUCGUGCAAACUGAAAAUUAAGUGGAACCAUCCUAAGCCUAUUAUGCUUUAUGUCUCAUUAGGAUACCUCCCUCAGAGUGAUGAACCUAGUUUGCAGAAAGUGCAUGUCCACAAAAGCUUGCAGAUUGAAGGGAAAAUUGCUGUUGCAAUCAGCCAUCGGUAUAUGCUUCCUUUUAGGCAGGAUCCUCUUUUGCUGUCGAAGCUCAAGUCAGUUACAGAGACUGAUCAAACACCCUACCUUGCUUUAAAUGAAAAAACAUUGCUUGUAAUCAGCGUUAAGAAUAGUUCAGAGGUUCCCCUGAGAUUGCUAUCUAUGUCCAUUGAGACGGAAGAGAAAAGUGUUGCUUGCACUAUACAACCUCAGCAGGAAGAGUUCAGGGAAGCCGUAGUCAAUAUGCCAGGGGAAGAGUUCAAGAAGGUUUUCACCAUCAUUCCUAAAGUGAAUUCGACUAAGCUGAAGAUUGGUACUGUGAGUCUGAGAUGGGAAAGGGAUUCUAACGACACUUCAUCUCAAGUUACAAAAUAUAGACUUCCUGACGUGAACGUGGAGCUACCUCUGUUGGCUGUGAGUGUAGAAUGUCCACCUCAUGCCUUUCUUGGAAACCCUUUUCUGUAUUCAGUGAAGAUUCUCAAUCAGACGGAGAUGCUUCAAGAGAUCAAAUGCUCGAUAUCAGACUCACAGAGCUUCGUCCUAUCGGGCCCCCACAGUGAUACAAUGCUUGUCCUGCCGAGAUCAGCCCAGGUUCUCACGUACUUGCUUGUACCCUUGGGAUUAGGGUCGCUACAGCUUCCUAGAGUUACUGUAGCCUCUGUGAGAUAUUCUGCUGGUCUGCUGCCAUCCACUGCGUCGUUGCUUGUCUUCGUCUACCCAACCAAGCCCCAUGUUGAUCUCAAGCCGCCCGGUGAGGCUUGAACCCAGUCGUCUCUCCAACUCCUUCGGUAACACCAAACCUGGCUGAAGUCCUAUUCAAAGUCACAUGGCGCGUUAAAAUACCGUUUUUGUUUCUUUUUUUUUUUUGUAAUUACCAAGGUUAUUCAUCGGCGGGUUCAAUAACUAUUCCCCGCUUUUUUCUUUUAAUUUUUUGUUAAGCGGUGUAUUCAACUCAGAUGGGACUAGAGAAGUUCAUAUUGUUCGAGUAUAAUGCAUACAUGGGCCACAAUUUGAUCAA